Leishmania braziliensis MHOM/BR/75/M2904 is the source of this 2295-nucleotide messenger RNA. RefSeq lists its product as hypothetical. Gene Ontology annotation, molecular function: RNA binding; pseudouridine synthase activity. The record is from RefSeq and is a predicted model, not a curated record. The transcript has a single exon. Gene Ontology annotation, biological process: tRNA pseudouridine synthesis; mRNA pseudouridine synthesis. The coding region runs from base 1 to 2295 and encodes 764 amino acids. Gene Ontology annotation, cellular component: nucleus. NCBI's taxonomy places the organism in Eukaryota, Euglenozoa, Kinetoplastea, Trypanosomatida, Trypanosomatidae.
AUGUGCACACACUCGCACACACCUCUGCGCCCUUUUGCCUAUGUACAGUCGACAUUGGCAGAAGACGCCGCCGCAUCACCGCUGACACAGACGGCCACAAAGGCGCGCGCGCGCACAGCGGCGGUUGUCAUUCGCUCUGCGGCCCUUCGUCGCCGUCCUACUUCCGGCUACCCUUCACACUCCUGCAGAGGCGCGACCAUGUCAAGCCCCUGCGCAGAUGGUGUGAUGCCUGCACCCGCAGAAGAGGCGAAGAUGUCUGAGCAACCAGCACCGAAGGCGCCGCCGCUCGAGCCGAUUAUUCCAGGCUGCACACCGUACAAAUACUACCGCGUCCCUGAAGGACUCAAGCGAAUACGCAGGAAGCAGAAGGUGGGUAUCAUCUUCGGCUACGUCGGGGAGUGCUACUGCGGGUUGCAGUGGAACCACCUGCCCGAGUACCCAACAGUCGAGGAGGCCCUGAUGAAAGCGCUCUUCGAGACGGACAUGAUCAGCGAAGUGAACUUUGCCAACUUCAAGGUUCAGCAGCUGCUCAACUUUGAGCGGGCCAGCCGCACCGACAAGGGCGUACACGCGCUUCGCAACGUCGUUUCUGUGGCCGUCAUGCUGCCGUACGACCCCGCCUACGCCAAGAGGCGUCUGGCAGCCAUGCAGGAGCAUACCAAAGGCACGGCCGCCGGCGAGACGCAUAACGUAGACGGCGACAGCGAAGAAGAUGCGAAUGACGCCAUCUUCAGUUGCGAGGAGGCCAAGCGGCUCCUGAACAAGGCUCUUCCCCGCGACCUUCAUGUCUACGGCGUUGUGCCGGUGACUCGCAGCUUUAACGCCUACUUGAACUGUGGCGGUCGCCGCUACGAGUACUACCUGCCCACCUUCUCGCUCAUGACAGAGGAGGAGUACUCCAAGACGUACUUUCCUACCUCCCUAGCGCCCUCCCAGCCAACAUUGAAGGAGGUGGGUUUUGUGCCAGGCAAGCAUGGCAAGCCCAGCGCUCCGCGCGCCGCCCUGGCGACGGAGGAGGAGGAAGAGGCGCAGCGACGCAAGCACAAGAACAGCGGACGCAAGAACAAGGGGCACUUUCCGAAGCGCAAGACGGCCAAGACGGCUGCACGCACUGUGGAGACGGCAGAAGCGGGAACCGCGCCGCCAGACUCGACGCCAACGUUGGAAGGUGAGGGUGGCGCCUCCGUGCCUGAAACCAUGGCGCCGCGGCACGCUGAGCUCCUAGGCUCGUCUUCUGAGACCGCUGCCGACCCGACGAACCCAAUCGCGCGGAAUGAUGGCGCGGCGAGAGAAUGCGACAGCGACACGGAGAGUCAGGACAGCGACGUGGAGGUGCAGGCCGCACUGGAGAGAGUUUCGAAGCGCCGCCCGUACGAAGACAACUACGUGACUCACUUUCACGAUGGACUGUUUGAGUCGAUGAUUCUCUUCCGCACCAUUCCGACUGACGCGAUGCGCCACAUUGCCCGUUACCGCCUUGCCGCGGAGCAGCUCCAGCACAUUCGCCGCCUCUUCCACGAGUACGAGGGGACGCACUGCUACCACAACUUCACGCCUGGCGGUCGCAGCUACGACGCCUCGUGCUAUCGCUUCAUCCGAGGUGUUAGCGUGAGUGACCCUUUCAUUGUGUCGCCAGAGGAGGCACUUCUGCAGGACAGCAUUGAUUGUUGGUCUCUCAACCACUUCUACUCCCCCGACGAACGGGUGACCGCGACGUAUGCGGAGUGGAUGACCGAAGGCGAGACGACGGAACUGCAAAAUACCAUCACGUUCGCGUCAGAGCAGGGGAAGCUGCAUGUUCCGAAGAGCGUCGACACGGCGCUGCAGGAGCGCAUGCGCCAGCACAUCCGCGACGUCUACGCUGGUGGCAUUGAGGUUGUGCGCAUCGAGUUGGACGGGCAGAGCUUCAUGCUGAACCAGAUCCGCAAGAUGAUUGGCGCGGUGGUCUGCAUUGCCGCUGCCGGGCUUCCUCUCAAUCACAUUCGCGACGUUCUGCUGCGCAAGGGCGUGCGGCGGGGCAUCCCGAUGGUGCCAGCUAACGGACUCUUUCUUUCGUACCUAGACUUCUCCGGCUACAAUCGGCGACUGAAGCGCAUCCAAAGCGAUGGCAAUAACGGCUCUGGCAAAGCCACGCUCGACGUGGAGGCUGGCGUGGACGCCGAAGAGGUCGAGUCACAGCGUCGCCGCAUCAUUGCCGUGGUGCUGCGCAACGAAAUGGCGGAGGACAUCAUGGGGAAGUGGAUGCGCUCUCUCCGUCAUGUACUACGGCUGGCAUGGAAGCACACGCUCGACUAA